Molecule: messenger RNA, 2156 nt
Organism: Danio rerio (zebrafish)
Lineage: Eukaryota; Metazoa; Chordata; Actinopteri; Cypriniformes; Danionidae
Gene: faxdc2
Product: fatty acid hydroxylase domain containing 2
Biological process (GO): lipid biosynthetic process
Cellular component (GO): membrane
Molecular function (GO): iron ion binding
Source: RefSeq, marked provisional
GUCCGUCAUCUGCGGGAGCUCCACACACACACUCAUACACUUAUCUACACACACUCUUAUACACACACACACACACACUCACAGGAUGGCCACAGAGAGCAGCGGCGGCGUCUGGGACUCGCUGAGGAAGGCAGCGUUCGUCAUCGGCUCCGGCCUCUUCUUCCUCAUCGGCUUCAGAAACUCCGUCACAUGGCAUCUGCAGAGGUUUUGGGGAGCGUCUGGAGACUUCUGGCAGACGCAGUGGAGCCGCAUCCACCAGGCCAUGGGCGGAAACCAGACCGCACUCUUCUUCAUCGGCACUAUGCUGGUGCCCACGCUCUCCUUCUGGCUGUUCAAUGCUCUGCUGAUGCUGGUGGACGUCACUGGAAAACCAAACUUCAUCACACGCUACCGGAUUCAGACCGACAAAAACAGCCCGGUGGACACGGGCCGGCUGUGGCAUGCGGUGAAGACGGUGCUGUUUAAUCAGGUGUGUCUGUCGGGGCCGGUGGUGGCGCUGACCUACCAGCUGAUGCGGCUGCGUGGAGACCCCUGCGGCCCCGAGCUGCCCACCUUUCACUGGGUGCUGCUGGAGCUGGCCUUCUGCGGGCUGAUGGAGGAGAUCCUCUUCUACUACACACACCGGCUCGUUCACCAUCCGUCGCUCUACAAGAGCAUCCACAAGAUCCAUCACGAGUGGACGGCUCCUGUCGGCGUGGUGGCGCUCUACGCUCAUCCGGUCGAGCAUGUGUUGUCCAACAUGCUGCCGGCUCUGAUAGGGCCACUCCUGCUGGGCUCCCACGUCUCCACCACCAGCCUGUGGUUCACCAUCGCUCUGCUGGUCACCACCGUCUCCCACUGCGGGUACCACCUGCCCCUGCUGCCCUCGCCUGAGUUCCACGACUACCACCAUCUCAAGUUUAAUCAGUGUUAUGGGGUGUUGGGAGUGUUGGAUCGUCUGCACGGCACGGAUGAGAAGUUCAGGAACUCUCGAGCGUACGAGCGACACACGGUUCUGCUGGGUCUGACGCCGCUGAGCGAGAGUAUCCCAGAACACAGCAAGAAAACACAGCAGUGAGCGCAGCGUUUACAGCCCGCUGACCAGUGUACUGCACACACACACACACACACACUUGGGUUAUGAGGUCUGCUGAUGAUGUUGAGCAGCGCUGCAGGAGACUGGAGGAUCAGACAUCACAGCUGAAGUCAGACUGAUCAGACCUGCUGCUGAGAUUAAUCUCUGAUGAACAGCAGAUUCCCCAACACAUCUCUAAUCAUGACAGAGUCAAUAACUCAUCUCUAAUAACUGAUGUAUUUCCUCUUCUCCAUGAUGACAGCACAUAAUAUUAGUCUAGAUAUCCUUCAAGACACUAGUGUUCAGCUUACAGUGACAUGUAAAGGCUUCACUAGGGUAAUUAGGGUAAAGUUAGGGUAAUUAGGCAAGUCAUUGUAUAACAGUGGUUUGUUCUGGAGACAAUCCAACACUAAUAUUGCUGAAGGGGUGAAUGAUAUUGAUCUUAACAUGACUUUAAAACUAUUAAAAACUGCUUUUAUUCUAGCACAAAUAAAACAAAUCAGACUUUCUCCAGAAGAACGCUCAUAUCUAUAUCCUCCUGAUGAUGUCAGCAUGAGGGUUUCCAUAGCAACUGCAUAUUCAUAUUCUUAGCCACGCCUCUCUUAAUGUUAAUUAGCACUUUAUGGAGUGAUGCACUGAAGAGAGCCCCGCCCCCUGCUCAUUAUUCAGUGUCUGGAUGUUUAUCAACAUGCUGAAAUCACGCUCUCUGAAACUCCAUUACCUGAUCUUUAAAUCAUCAUGUGGGUCAGAAUCAUCAUGAAUAAACACGUGUAAUCUGGCGAUCCUUCACUGAGAGGACGAUUUCUGAGAGAGAGAGCGAGCGCUGGUGAUCUAACACAUGAUCUUUCCUCAGCCAAUCAGAGCUUACCAGUGGCACCCCCAGAAAAAUUUCUUAGGGGUGGCCAGAAGAGGCCCCACCGAAUCUUGAGGUGGCACACAAAAAAAUAUGAAUUCAGUGUAAUGUUAAAUUUUUGUUUCUGAUAAAUGAAAUAAUGUAGUUUUUAUUCAUUUAAUUAAUUCUUCUUGAAAUAUUGCAAUUUAUUUCUUGAAAUAAUUCAGCAAGUACAUGUGCAAACCAAAUAAAAAUCUAUGUUUUACUAUU